UACUAAUAACCCAUUAUUCUAGCCAAGCUUAACAAUGCCGAGAUACCGAUCCAGAUCGAAAUCACCUAUACAGCGUAUCAGGAAGAAAGGGAACCUCACCAUUAUCGAGGGGAUGUACCAGCCAACUAUAGAAGAAGAUAAGAAGCUAUACGAAAAAUACAAGAAGUGGAUAUCGGAAGUAGAACAAACUGCCGCCCCACCCUUACGGCAUCUCACUCUCCCAGAAACAGAGCUUCUUCACAAGGCUAAGAAGUUUGCUAUGGAGUGCUCUGUUCAGGCAGUGUUGACCAAGAAGCCUAUAGAUGUGUACAGUAACAUGACUGAGGAGCAGCGCCAGCAGCAGCGCGACCGCGCGGUAUCCCUCAUGUGCCGUGUCUAUGUGGGGAGUAUCCACUAUGAUCUUACUGAGGAUGAUCUGCGCAAAGCCUUCGCUCCUUUCGGACCAAUCAAGGGUAUCAAUUUGUCCUGGGAUACAGCUACACUGGGUAAAUCCCGGUCACACAAAGGUUACGCCUUCCUGGAGUACAACGUGGCAGAGAGUGCGCAACUUGCACUCGAUCAGAUGAACGGAGUCAUGUUGGGUGGUAAACCUCUCAAGUGUGCUCGACCAAGCAAUAUUCCAGCAGCGUUGCCGCUGAUAAAGCAGAUAACAGAAGAAGCCUCCACCCAACCUCGCAUAUUUGUCGCAUCAAUUCACCAGGAUUUAUCAGAAACAGACAUAAGGAGUGUUUUUGAAGCGUUUGGUCCAAUACAAGCUAUCCAACUGUCACAGGACGUCAUGCCGGGAAAACAUCAAGGAUACGGAUUUAUUGAGUACGAAAACUUGGACUCAGCGAACGACGCGGUCGCUGCCAUGAAUCUGUUUGACCUAGGUGGUCAGUUUCUGAGAGUGGGACGGGCAAUAACUCCUCCGCAACAGAUGGCUCAGCCUGAACCUGUUCCUCCUGAGAUUGCCGCUGCCGCUGCCGCUGCAGCCGCAGCUUCAAGAGCUAUAGCUGCUCAAGAUGAAGUAGUAGCAACUUCCCGCUCUCAAGGCCAAAGCCAUGGCCAUGGCGGCCAUUCCCGUCCCCACGACAACAGUCACUCUAAUUCACGGAAGAAACACAGACACGGUAGCAGAGAGAGAUCUUCUAGAAGAAGCAGGAGUAGAGAGCGAGGUAGCAAGAAGGAUAAGAAGAAGAAGAGAGAGAAAGAGGGCAAGAAAGAAACAGAAGAAGCAACUAACGAGGAUGAAGAUGAGGGCCUGAACGCUAAAGAGAAGGCUAAGAAAACCAUAGAGGGUUUGAAAGGAGAUAUUUCUAUUUCUCAAGAGGAGGAAAUGUCUAUCACUGGUAGUAAUGCACGUUUCAUGAUCAUGCAGAAGCUAGCUAUGAAGGACAAAGAGAGUACGGUUAUGAUAUUGAAAAAUAUGGUUGCAUUCGAAGAUGUCGAUGAUGAAUUGGAAGGAGAGGUGAAAGAAGAGUGUGGGAAGCACGGCAAAGUAAAGAAAGUAGUAGUAUAUCAAGAAGCUCAGAGUGAGGCGGAUGAUGCGGAGGUGUUUGUCAAGAUAUUUGUACAGUUCUACAAAUCAUCAGAGUGUGAGGUAGCUAUCAACGCCUUAAAUGGACGCUGGUUUGGUGGACGAACAAUCGACGCUCAACAAUACGAAGAACAGCGGUUCUUACGAGAUGAUCUCUCCGGAUGAUCAUGCGUUGAUAGCUGAUCAGAACUUUUUAGCUGUUUUUCAACACUUUUUUUUUGGACGCCCAAGUUGUUCCCAUAUUAUCUUUUUCGUCGCACUGAAACUCAGAAUAAGACACUUAUAGUUAUUGAUAUUCACAAAUGUUUUAACUUAUUUUAUUAAUGAGUUCUGUAGAUUUCCGACGUUUUCUGACUUAAUGUUCAGGGAAAACUGAGUUAGUGUGUAUUUUUUCAUUCAAUGUAUUUUAAAGUGGCAAAAGUUAUAAGUGGUAGUUAGGUAUGACUCAAACGAGUGCUUUGAAUUGUGAUGUAGCCUAGGUAACUUUCGAUUAUCCGUUGGUAUGUCGCACUUCAUCAUGGCAAAGAGGUGUGGCUCCGCAAAUUUAUUUCAUGAUUUCUUCGUUAUUGAAUGACACAGCGCAGAGUUAUUAACAACAGCUUUGACGGUUAAAAACUUCUAAUGAAACAUGUUAAGGCCUCAAGUUGACUGCAUAUAACUAAUCCUAAAGCGUAACAUUUUCUCACCACUAUAAUUCUAAAAGAGAGAUCACGUACAACUAUAAAUUGCUAUAAUUGCUUCGCACUUAACGCUGCACAAGAUGACAUGUGCAAAUUAACGACUUAGCUUGUCACCAUCAAAGUUGAAAGAUCAGCUGCUGGGAGAGGCGUUUGCCGUGUAAAAGACAGGACGGUUGUGCGCCAGAAACCCGUUAACAGUUGGUUAUAACCGUUUGCAGCACUUGAAAUGUAGCGGCCGCCCUACACUGCACAUACAGGCACACUUCUUGUUGACGUACGUGACGCUAACUUAAACUAAUGCCCAUUGUCAAAUAUGCCAUAGUUUGAUCGGCGAUACCAGACUUCAAAGAUAGUGACGUGCAUCAUGAGUUUAUAUAAAACUUCAGGGCUUCAUAUUUUAGAUUUUACACUUUACAGUCAGCAGUUUCUCCAGAGCUAUGUGAAAUAUGUUGUUACUUGUAUUUCGGGUCUAUGUUAACAUGUACUGUGUUUCCGAGAGCUCAAUAAA
This is a messenger RNA of Bolinopsis microptera, 2707 nucleotides long. Its product is annotated as poly(U)-binding-splicing factor PUF60-like. Gene Ontology annotation, cellular component: precatalytic spliceosome; catalytic step 2 spliceosome. NCBI's taxonomy places the organism in Eukaryota, Metazoa, Ctenophora, Tentaculata, Lobata, Bolinopsidae. Bases 35 to 1684 code for a protein of 549 amino acids. The record is from RefSeq and is a predicted model, not a curated record. The transcript has 13 exons. Gene Ontology annotation, molecular function: RNA binding. Gene Ontology annotation, biological process: alternative mRNA splicing, via spliceosome; regulation of alternative mRNA splicing, via spliceosome; mRNA splice site recognition.